Molecule: messenger RNA, 3341 nt
Organism: Tigriopus californicus
Lineage: Eukaryota; Metazoa; Arthropoda; Copepoda; Harpacticoida; Harpacticidae
Source: RefSeq, a predicted model, not a curated record
AUGUCGGUGUUGCAAGGCUGUAGUGUCCAGGAGCUGAAGAUCAGAUUCCCUGAAGUGUAUGAACUCCAAGAUAAGUUGCCUAACGUCAACCGAGAUGGCCAUUCUCCGGAACCUUCAUUUGAACUGAUUCAUGUUAAUGAUUUCUCUCAGGAGCAAAUCAAGGCUGAGCAUCGGGCUCUUGACGAGCAAGGCGAAAUUCCAAAUUUUUCGGUUUGUGCCGCCAUUCAUGGGGGGCCUUUGGAUUAUCCUAAGGCCGUGUCCAAGGCUGUGGGUCUUAUUGUGAGUAAGUGGGAUCAUUGCUUCGAUCAAUUGGAGGAAGCUCAUAGGAAAGAAAAUAACUUGGUCCGAUCUCAAUCCGACGAAGAGGUAUUCGCCACUUUAACUGAACACAAGAAUCCGGAUGGCGAACUGGACGAUAUGUUUUACAGCACGAUCUCAGAGUCAGCUUCCAAGAUCUUUGUCUACAAUUUCGGACUGGUUAAAAAACUCUUGUCUGGCGGGGACAUGUUUUCUUUGUUAAGAGUGUACAGCUCUCUAGCAUUGGUUAGGAACAAAUUGUGGUAUUACAACAUCAAACUGCAAGUUCCAGGCAUGGAAAAGCCUUUUGACGACCAAUAUGUGGAUUUCACCCAGCUCAUGGAGAGCUUAAGUGAGCAGAUCUUAGAAUACCAUACCUCUUUAAUAGCCACAACUAUUCUACAUGAUCCUGAGAGCCACAUAUUCAACAACUCUUUAGGUAUCUUGACCACCAGGUAUUACACCGUGGUACCAAACAGCAGUCGAUUGGAACAAUAUCGGGGCGACAUCUUGGCUAUUCUAAACAUUAGUUCCGAAGUGUUAACAUUCGUAAGUUCGGGCAUUGAAGAUAUCUUGGGAGCAUCAUCAACCAAUCCAGUGGCACUGGAAAUCCAUACUAAAUGUAAUCUCUUAUUAAGUGCCGCAGCCAUAAAAGCUUCACCAUUGUCCAUUUACACGAAGGUCGGGGCUCACUUUCAAAAGCCGAAUAAGAAAAGAAAAAAUGUUUUGCCUGAUGCUCAAGCCAAAACCUAUUGGCUCCAUUUGAUCCAACCAGAGCUGUUUCCAGCCAAUUUUGAGUUGAUUGAAGACAACCAUCAGCUGUUUCUGGUCACCAAAUUGAUCGCUAACCAAGCUGAACCAUCCUGGCCGUUACUCAUUAAUGCCAUGAUGACCAAAGAUUGUGCUAUUGCCAAAUUAAUUACCCUGCAUUUUGGAGCUUUCAUUCCUGGAACUCUGGGCGGAGGAGAGCAGGUUCAUCAUGAGCCUAAGAUCCACUGCAAUGGUUAUGGUUGUGAUUCCCAGUGUGUGGGUACGGCUGACGUUGGCUGGCCUCAAGCUGUUGGUUCUGCAACAUUGAAGGUCUGUUCCGAGGUGUCUCGAAAUCCAAUGAUUCUGGUCAAUAUUUUGGAUCCGCUUUUAGUCGCCCUCAGUUUGAGUUCUUGGGAAGCCAUGGAUCGAGGAAAUAUUUGGAAUCCAAGGAAACCUGUGUGGUUCCAAGCCCUGAUCCAACUUUUGGAUCCAUUUGUAGUCCCCAUAGUUCAAGAGCUUCUUGAUCUAAUGGAGGCUGGCAAGGCAUGGACUAUCGGACAAGUUCCAGCCACGAGGAAGACAAUCAUAACGAAUCUACAGGACAUUGUUCCAAUCAUACCCAUCUCGGUUUUGAAGUUGUGCAAGCGAUUGGAUGAGAUUGUUCCAAAACCAGUGAGACCCCUGAGCAAGUCGACACUCUCUCAACUUCUAGUGUGCAGCCUCUAUGGAAUCAUUGAGGGCCUCCAACCUUGGUUAAGAAGACGCAAAUUCAGCCGCGAGAAAAUAGACUUCGUUCUCGCGUUCAACGAAGCUCUAUGUCAAAUAGACACUUGUGUUGAAGUCUUAAACAUCCAACAGAGUGCAGACAUUACUCUCCAGGAGUCAUUGGACAAGAAUCCGCCAGGUGAACGGAUCUUUGAAGUUCCCUCUCAUGAAUUUUUUACCAUCCUUUCGGCCGGAGUGGCCAAUGAGAUUCUUUCCACACCCGAAGGCUCGCAAUCCUUGAAGGUCCUCUAUCGGUUCUUUUGCUACAACUCGGAUUGGAUUCUGAGUGCAUUGAAGGUUGGAGAGAAGAAUGUCACCUCGGAAGGGACCAUACCAGUAUUAAUCAAGCCUUGGGGAUCAGAGAUUUAUCCGCCCCAGAAUCCCUAUGAAAUGAUGAAUCAAAUUGGUGGGUUUGCUUAUGGGAACACGGAUGGUUUAGGUGUUGUGCUGGAUUCCAAUGGUAACUCUGGUGGUUGUGGUGAUUGUAUUAACCCAUGUUUGAGAGGCUCACAAAUCACGUUUGAAAAGCUUUUGAAGGUGGUUCCACCUUGGGAGGAUUACUUGAAGCAUGUUCUCGCCUACAACAACCCUAUGGUGAAUCUUCGGUUAGCGCAACUCCGACCAGAAGUUAGAGACGAUUCGAAAGCGGAGCUACGACGACAAAUCUUGGAUUCUGCCGAAGACAUACUUACAAAUUCAAAAAAAUGAGAACACUUUCAAAUCGUGCUUAUCGAGCAAGUGAAAAGAUCCGAGCAAGUCAUCACAUUGUAACCAUUGACUAGAAAUCCUUCGAUGUGAACAUUUUCGAACUUGAAUUGGAAUUGCUGAUCCCACAUGUCCUAUCCUGCUUAUCGCUUUUCACAUAUCUGUAAGUGGCCCAUUAAACUUUCAGUUGAACUACAUGGCUCGAACACGAGUAUUUUUACGACAGUGAGUGUGUAGGAUUCAGUUCAUUCAAGCCUGUAUAUAGUUUUAAUUUAAUACACAAUAUCACAUUUGUACCCAUGACUAAGAGCUAACAAAUUAUGGCACUCCUUUAAAAACAUCCGUCCUCAUCCGAGCCAUCCAAGCAAUCUCUGUACUUAUCGCAAACCCAAGGUAAGGGUAUACAAAGGUUUGUAGUCUUGCAAACAAAUUGCUGACUGUCCCGACACUCUUGAAAAGGUUUCCGAGAAUCGCAAAGCUCUUGGGUUUCAUCUGAAAACCGAAUGACAUAACUAGAAUGGCAAAUAUCUGUUCUAUUCACAUUCAAAAUACCUGAUCUAUCGGGGCAAUCAAGAUUUGUAUCACACACUUGAUUGUCCAAAAUACACGAGUUGGUCGAGUUGCAGAGAAACUCCAUCGGAUGACAACUUUUGGAAUCGCCUCUCUCAUCGGGAUCUUCAUGGACCAAUUUGGUAUUGCUGAGACAUGUAUGGGACCAAGAAUCCAAUUGCUUGCCCAUGGGUACACAUAUAUCUGACCCACAAGUUGCGUCUACGGAGCAGGGAUGAUCUGGAACCGGCUCUUGAACGUGGCGAGUGAGAGGC